CGAGCGGAGGCCGAGCGCGCCCCUUCCCGUCGCGCGAUGCUGCCCUGGACGGCGCUCAGCCUGGCCCUGAGCCUGCGGCUGGCGCUGGCGCGGAGCGGCGUCGAACGUGGCCCCCCAGCAUCGGCCCCCCAGGGGGACCUGCUGUUUCUGUUGGACAGCUCGGCCAGCGUGUCUCAUUAUGAGUUCUCCCGAGUUCGGGAGUUUGUGGGGCAGCUGGUGGGCCUGCUGCCCCUGGGUCCUGGGGCUCUGCGUGCCAGCCUGGUGCAUGUGGGCAGCCGCCCGCACACCGAGUUCCCCUUCGGCCAGCACAGCUCAGGCGAGGCUGUCCGGGACGCCGUACAUGCUGCAGCCCAGCGCAUGGGUGACACCAACGCUGGCCUGGCGCUGGCUUACGCCAAGGAGCAGCUGUUUGCGGAGGUGGCGGGGGCCCGGCCAGGGGUGCCCAAGGUGCUGGUGUGGGUGACAGACGGCGGCUCCAGCGACCCCGUGGGACCCCCCAUGCAGGAGCUGAAGGCCCGGGGUGUCACUGUCUUCAUCGUCAGUACUGGCCAGGGCAACCUCCUGGAGCUGUCUGCUGCCGCCUCGGCCCCCGCGGAGAAGCACCUACACUUUGUGGAUGUGGACGACCUGCACAUCAUUGCCCAGGAGCUGAGGGGAUCCAUUCUGGACGCGAUGCGGCCACAGCAACUCCGUGCCUCUGAGGUCACGUCCAGCGGCUUCCGCCUGGCCUGGCCGCCCCUGCUGACCGCAGACUCUGGCUACUACGUGUUGGAGCUGACGCCCAGCGCCGAGCCAGGGACCGUGCGUCGCCAGCAGCUGCCGGGGAACGCCACGGGCUGGGCCUGGGUCAACCUCGACCCUGACACCGACUACGAGGUGGCGCUGGUGCCCGAGUCCAACGUUCACCUCGUGAGGCCGCAGCACCUGCGGGUGCACACGCUGCCGGGUGAGCGGGGCGCGGAGGGCGUUUCGGCCGCCCCUCGACGGCCCGCCCCCAAAGCCAGUUUGGGCAAUCCUGGCGACGAUGCCGGUGACGUCACGGUAACCGCGGCCAGUCAGGAGGCCGCACGGUACGCGGCCCUCACGCGCUUCCGUCGCCUGGGAGGAAGAGGCGUUGUCGCGCCUGCGCAGGACCUCUGA
This is a messenger RNA of Leptonychotes weddellii (Weddell seal), 1140 nucleotides long. The record is from RefSeq and is a predicted model, not a curated record. NCBI's taxonomy places the organism in Eukaryota, Metazoa, Chordata, Mammalia, Carnivora, Phocidae.